AUGCGUCACGGCCCUGCUGAUGGCGCCACGGGGGCUGCCCGCGUCAGAGCCGGGAAUGUUGGGAAUGUUGAUGUGCUGAGCGGCUCAGGACGACAGAGCUCGGCUGUCACAGACACCCACUCCCCCGCGGUGCAGGCGGUUCUCGCACAUGCAGAGCCCUCGGGUCUGCCAGAUGCGACAGCUCAGGUGUCUGCAGCCGAGGAAACGGAGAUCCAGGGAGAUAAACGCGGACCCAGAGCCUCGGGGCUGCUGGACGAUGAGCUCAGUGCGGCUUGCUUCCACACGGCCAAGACCUCCUUCGUGCUGCCCCUGGAGGAGGCCCAGCGGGGGCUGCGGCUGCUCAAGGAGGCCGGCAUGGAGAAGGUGAACUUCUCAGGCGGGGAGCCCUUCCUGCAGGACCGCGGGGAGUACCUGGGCCGCCUGGUGAGGUUCUGCAAGCAGGAGCUGCGCCUGCCCAGCGUGAGCAUCGUCAGCAACGGCAGCCUCAUCCGCGAGCGCUGGUUCGUGAAGUACGGCCAGUACCUGGACAUCCUCGCCAUCUCCUGCGACAGCUUCAACGAAGACGUGAACGUGCUCAUUGGCCGCGGCCAGGGGCGGCUCAACCACGUGGAGAACCUCAGGAAGCUGAGGCGCUGGUGCCGGGAGUACCGCGUGGCCUUCAAGAUCAACUCCGUCAUCAACCGCUUCAACGUGGACGAGGACAUGCGCGCGCACAUCCAGGAGCUGAACCCCGUGCGCUGGAAGGUGUUCCAGUGCCUGCUCAUCGACGGGGAGAAUGCGGGGGAUGGCGCCCUGCGGGAGGCCGAGCGCUUCGUCAUCAGCAAGGAGGAGUUCCAGGGCUUUCUGGACCGGCACCGCGGGGUGCCCUGCCUGGUGCCCGAGUGCAACGACAAGGUGGGUGUCCAUACCGUCUUACGGGCACAUGACGCGGAAACCCCCAUGUCUGCCCUGCCCUUCCAGAUGCGCUUCCUGAACUGCAGAGAGGGCCGCAAGGACCCGUCCCGGUCCAUCCUGGACGUGGGCGUGGAGGAGGCCAUCAGGUUCAGCGGCUUCGACGAGGAGACGUUCCGCAAGCGCGGAGGCAAGUACGUCUGGAGCAAGGCCGACCUGAAGCUGGACUGGUAGGGCUGCCGGACGCCUGCCCGCGUCGCGGGGCCCCUGCCGCACCCGGGGGGCCGCGGACUCCCUGCUGCACAUGGUGGCUGACCAUGUGGUCCCGGCCCGCGUUACCAUGGUAACUGAACUCCACGGAUGCGGACCAUUCGCUGCGGCCACUUUGCUUGUUUGGUUUGGUUGGGGUGUUUUGAGCACCGUUUCCUGUGAUCCCUGCGUGUCCAUCUCCAAGUCAUGUUUCCUGGUUUGUUCAUUUGAUGGUCACGUCUUUUCUGCUAAAUCCCCAGCGGCCAGUGUUCACAUCUGGAAAGAAUUGGAACACCUCCCUGCAGCCACGCGGCUUGUGGCAACGCCGUCUCCCUUCCUGCCCUCGCACCACGGCCGCCCUGGACUCCCUCCCCAGGCGUGCAGAACGCGGCACAGGGGUGUCCGGCUCAGGAAUGGCCACCUUAUUAGGCUCCAGUGCCGGCCCGGGGAGGUAGCCGUGUCCCCUGAUGAUGCUGGGACCAGCCCAGGGUCCAGGCUGACUGCUCCAUAAACGAGGGCUCUCUCUC
Messenger RNA from Myotis davidii, 1667 nucleotides. RefSeq names its product radical S-adenosyl methionine domain containing 2 (gene RSAD2). Gene Ontology annotation, cellular component: mitochondrion; lipid droplet; endoplasmic reticulum membrane. The coding region runs from base 1 to 1125 and encodes 374 amino acids. The transcript has 7 exons. Gene Ontology annotation, molecular function: 4 iron, 4 sulfur cluster binding; catalytic activity. Gene Ontology annotation, biological process: defense response to virus; positive regulation of immune response. The record is from RefSeq and is a predicted model, not a curated record. NCBI's taxonomy places the organism in Eukaryota, Metazoa, Chordata, Mammalia, Chiroptera, Vespertilionidae.